Molecule: messenger RNA, 4506 nt
Organism: Trichosurus vulpecula (common brushtail)
Lineage: Eukaryota; Metazoa; Chordata; Mammalia; Diprotodontia; Phalangeridae
Gene: FGFRL1
Product: fibroblast growth factor receptor like 1
Exons: 7
Coding region: 372-1856 (494 amino acids)
Cellular component (GO): plasma membrane
Molecular function (GO): fibroblast growth factor receptor activity; fibroblast growth factor binding
Source: RefSeq, a predicted model, not a curated record
CCCCCUCGGACCCGGCCCCAGCUCUGGCCCGGGCCCCGCGGGAGGGAAAGGCAGGCAGGCCGGCAGGCGAGCGAGUGGACGGAGUACGCCAGGUAGUGCCCCCGUUGCGCCGCCCUCCCUCCUUUGCUCGCCCCGCCUGCCUUAGCCCUGCUCCGGAGGGCGGAAGGACUGAGGCUACCAUGAGGAGCUUGCUGCCCGCAGGGAGAGACUGAGGAGGCUGGAUUUACUGCGAGAACGGUGGGAGGAAGCGCCUGGAAUGAACCGGGACGGACACCCCGGCUGGAGCCUGUGAGCAGAAGAGCGGGCGUCCCAGCAGCUUGAGGUUUUGAGGCCACAGAACAUUUGUACAUGAGGAGGACCUAAGCCCAGAGAUGGAAUUUUGGUUUGCUUUCCUCUUCUUAGGGAUUUUCUCGAUGUCUGAUUCCGCCCGAGGCCCUCCAAGAAUCUCCGACCGUGUGGCCCCCAGGCAGUCGGCAAGGCUGGGGAGGACUGUCAAACUCCUGUGCCCUGUGGAAGGGGACCCACCACCCCUCACCAUGUGGACUAAGGAUGGGCGUACCAUCCACAGCGGCUGGGCCCGUUUUCGAGUCCUCCCCCAGGGCUUGAAGAUCAAGGAAGUGGAACAAGGGGAUGCUGGUACCUAUGUAUGCAAGGCCACCAAUGGCUUCGGCAGCCUGAGUGUCAAUUACACGCUCAUUGUGAUGGAUGAUGUCACCGUGGGGAAAGAGAACCCAGGACCUGAAGGCUCCAAUGGUGAACAGGAAGAUGCAUCUGGCAAACAGUGGGCCCGACCUCGAUUCACCCAGCCUUCCAAGAUGCGACGGAGGGUGAUUGCCCGGCCCGUGGGCAGCUCUGUACGGCUCAAGUGUGUGGCCAGCGGCCACCCACGGCCGGACAUCAUGUGGCUGAAGGAUGAUAAGACCUUGACACCCCAGGAGGUUGGUGAACACAAGAAGAAGAAGUGGACACUCAACCUGAAGAACCUGAAGCCAGAGGACAGUGGAAAAUACACAUGCCGAGUCUUUAACCGAGCUGGCGAGAUCAAUGCCACCUACAAAGUGGAAGUCAUCCAGCGGACCCGCUCCAAGCCCAUCCUGACGGGCACCCACCCGGUGAACACCACUGUGGACUUUGGCGGGACGACAUCCUUUCAGUGCAAGGUGCGCAGCGACGUGAAGCCAGUGAUUCAGUGGCUCAAACGGGUCGAGUAUGGCACGGAGAGCAAGUACAACUCCACCAUUGAUGUUGGCGGCCAGAAGUUUGUGGUGCUCCCCACUGGGGACGUGUGGUCCCGGCCCGAUGGCUCCUACCUCAACAAGCUCAUGAUCACCCGAGCCCGGCAGGAGGACGCGGGCAUGUACAUCUGCUUGGGAGCCAAUACCAUGGGCUACAGUUUCCGAAGUGCCUUCCUCACUGUGCUGCCAGACCCCAAGCCUCCCAGCGGCCCCGCAGCCCCCUCGUCAACCAGCAGUCUGCCUUGGCCAGUGGUGAUUGGUAUCCCGGCUGGCGCCGUCUUCAUCUUGGGCACCGUGUUGCUGUGGCUGUGUCAGACCAAGAAGAAACCAUGUUCCCCACCCCCAGCUGCACCAGGCCACCGGCCACCCCCUCGGGAUCGAGCCGGCUUGGCUGCCAUGCCUGACAAGGACUGCCUAACCUCGGGACACUACGAGGAUUAUGGGGUGGGGGGUCAGCCCCAGCUGCCCCCUGCAGCACAGCAGCACCUGCUGGGCCAAGGCCCAGGACCCACCACCAAGCUGUACCCCAAGCUCUAUACAGACAUCCAUACCCACACGCAUACCCACUCUCACUCCCAUGUGGAGGGCAAAGUUCACCAGCACAUACAUUACCAGUGCUAGGUGGUGGCGGCCGAGGCAGUGGGUAUUUGAUAUCCGGCUCUACGUGGCAGCAGGUGGGUGAACAAGGCCCCUUUGCAGGGGGGCCCCCCUGCCGGGACCCAUACAGACCCCUCAUGGGGCAGGAGGUACAGAGAGACGGAGUCACAGAGAUGUGGAAGGAUGCCCGAGGGAGCUAUGGGAGAUGGAUGUGGACAGAGACAGAUGCAGAUGCAACUUCCAAGACAGAGAUCGAAAGAGACACAAAGAGCUACAGAAACAGACAUACACAGAGCCUCAGAAAGAGAGAAUCUAUAUAAAGAGUUCUAUUUUUUUUGUGACAUUGCAGUGAAUCUAUAGUGAUGGAAUAAUGAAGGAAUCGUCCUCCCCCCCGCCCCUACUCUUGCUCCAAGGCAAUUAUCCUUGAUUGAUGCUUUAUUCACCUCCACCCCAUCUCAAACCCCCUCUCCCUGGCCCCUGAAGUGGUGGGUGCUUUGGCAGAGGGUUCUUGGCUUUAAAGAAACAAAAGAUGUCCCCCAUCCCUUCAUCCCCAUCUUGUUCCGUGCCCAAAGUUGUGGAGAUAGAAGGAAGGGGUUUGGUCCUCUGCAUGGAGCAGUGUACCCUGCCCUGUGCUGGGGCCAGACAAGAAGGAGAGGAAGGGCUUGUUUGAAUUCCAACAGGCCAACUCUGGCCUGGUGCCUGGGGGAAGGGUGGGGAAGGAGUCCUGGGCAAGGCCAGUGGGCUGUGGACUCUCUGCUAGACCCCAACAUGGUGCCAUUAUCCAUUAGGCUCUCCAGACCGCCCCUUCCCCUUUUCCCCCCACAAUCCCCUUUGCUAUUUAUAUUUAUGAAAUUAAGAAAAUAAUAAUAAUAUUAAUAAUAAUAAUAAAAAGGAGAGCCUUCCCAAGAGUGGGCAAAGGCCCACCAGGGUCAGCAGCACUGACCAGUGCAUCCCUUGUGGAAUGGCCAUCUAUCCUAGAGAUUGCUCCAGCUCAUUACUGCACCCCAAGAAGGGUAACCCUGGAUUGCCCAUCUAGAGCCAAGGCCUAACCCUUGAGGGAGACGCUGGGGCCUCCUUGCCCACCUCUUCUCCGAAGGCUGUAGCUGGGUGUUAAUGCAAAGGAAAUACCCUAUUCAGCCUAGACAGUGCCUAAGCAGGGGCCAUGUAUGUUUAAUUUAUUUUGUUUAAUGUGGUCAAACAAAGUAUGUGCUUUUCCUACAAGCAGAUUUUUCUAUCUGUCCAUCUGCCAGGCUAGAAAGGCAGGCCUGUUUGUGCGUCUGCCACUCCUGGGAGCCCAGGGUUGCUGUAAUCUAGAAGUGAGCAUGGUUCCAGCUGGUAGAAACUUGACUAAGUUCAUCCCCUCUGAAGCCUGGGUCCUUGGGGAAUGACAGGGAAAGCAGGGUCCAGGCCAGGACAGAGGAUCUGAACCUGGCCAAAGGCUUUCCCUUCCCUCGCCUCAAACAAGCAAACAAAAAUCAGGCAAAUUUGGAUUUGGAAAACUUAUGUGAGUUUAUGAUUCUUCAAAAACAAAAAAAAGUUGCUCCCCUUUCCUCUCCCUCCCCCAGUCCUGCCAGUUUUUCCAGGGCAAGGGAGAGUGGGGGGUUUCAUUGGGGCUAGGCUGGGCUUAGCCACUAGCUCAUGGGUUCGAGGGCCCAGACAACAUGGGCAAGCCCCUCCCCCCCCAAGGGGAUGCUACUGAAACCAAGGCAGGGACUCUGACAUUUACCAGGGUCCCAGUGCUAGAUCCUGUCUCCUGCCAAGGCCAGAGUCCAGACCCCAAAGAGAGAGAAGGCUCCUUCCUCCCCCAACCCCUUUCCGAGCCAUGCUGCUACUUUCCCCCAACAUAUUCUCAUCUAUCAACUAACUUGCUCCUCAGAACACCGCAUCUGAGGUAGGUAUUAAUCUCCCCAUUUUGCAGGCAAGGCAGCUGAGGCCCACAGAGGGACUGAGGUCAUAUAGCCUGCUUUUCUCAGAAGCUUGGAGCCAGUCCUCACAGUCCAGGCUUUUCCUACAAUAUCAAAAAAUAGAUAAGAAAGGAGAAAAGUAGAUGAGACCUCACAUCGUUCUCAUCAUGCCUCUGUAUCCUCUUCAUCUCAGCCUCUCACCCCCCACCCCUCACUGCCCUGCCCCAGGCCUCAGAAUGGUGCUGCUAAAACUGUCUUAAGCAUCCAAACCCUGGAAAAGAGACAGACUUGGGAGCAGAGGGUUGAGGUGGGAGUGAAAGGUUGAGAUCAUAUGAAAUGGGGGAGGGAAGGGCCUAUGGUUUUUUUUUUAUCCAAAAUAUUUCAAGAGAAGAGAAUGUAUCAGGAGGCUUAAGCAGGCAAGGGGGUGUCCAGGAAGCCCUCCCUUUAGCUGCUGACAGCUCAGGCAGAUCUUGCUUGCCCUUAGUCUAGGCCAUGAGGGGAGCCACGGGACAGGAAGAGCUAUAUCUGACCAUCAGCUACCCUUAGCCUCCAUUGGCCAAUGUGUUGCACCCUAAACAUGAAGUUAAAAUGAUGAGUUUGUAUGUGUGUAUGUGAGUGUAUGUGUGUAUGUAUGUCUGUGUGUCUGUGUGUCCAUGUGUCCAUGUCUGUGUGUAAGCCCCACCAUCCGUGUUGAGACAAUCGUGUACAGUUGGCCCCUUCCUGUUCGAUGAAAGCUUUAUUGAACAUUUAUCAAUAAAUGCGUGAAGCUA